Molecule: messenger RNA, 2118 nt
Organism: Limulus polyphemus (Atlantic horseshoe crab)
Lineage: Eukaryota; Metazoa; Arthropoda; Merostomata; Xiphosura; Limulidae
Product: G-protein coupled receptor GRL101-like
Exons: 13
Coding region: 1-2118 (705 amino acids)
Biological process (GO): G protein-coupled receptor signaling pathway
Cellular component (GO): membrane
Molecular function (GO): protein-hormone receptor activity; G protein-coupled receptor activity; protein binding
Source: RefSeq, a predicted model, not a curated record
AUGCAAUCUCGAAAAGAAGCAGCAGGGCAGGAAAGCAAACUUUGUCCUGAAGGGUACAGAAAGUGUUUGAGUGGUCAGUGUGUCCAGUUAAGUUGGUGGUGUGACUUCCGACAUGAUUGUCCAGAUUUUUCAGAUGAAAAGUUCUGCGAAACUAAUCAACCGUGCGCUGAAAACGAGUUCCGGUGCAGAAGUGGACAGUGCGUUAAUCAAUAUCACAGGUGUUUCCUGAAUGGUGAUUCUAGACAAGGAUGCGCUGAUGGUUCUCAUUUGAUAGGUUGUGAAAAUUCAACAUGCGACGAAGGCCAACUUAAAUGCGUAAACAGUUACUGUAUCGAUAAGAGUUUGGUCUGUGAUGGUAACAUUCAUUGCCACUUUUCUUGGACCGACGAAGUUGGAUGCCCUUUCCAGUGUUCAUCAGAAGUUCGCUGUCCUUGUAUUGAUAUUACCAUCAACUGUACUGAAGUUGGGUUAACUUCAUUUCCAGAAAAUAUAGAGCACCAGAUUUCACGUCUGUAUCUGGAUGAAAACCUACUAACAUCGUUAGCUCCAAAUACUUUUCAAGGAUUAGGACAUCUCCGCUCACUCAAUUUGAAAGGAAAUGCCAUUCGAGAAAUUCACCCUCGAGCUUUUAGUGGACUACUUUCAUUGAAAACAUUGGAUUUGAGUCACCAGAGGUUACUGAAUAUAUCCCGUAAUGCUUUUCUUGGACUCCGGUCACUUCUUCAUCUAGAUUUGACUCACAACAGGAUAGCAACGAUGGAAAGCCGAGUAUUCGUUGGACUCAGAACAUUAAAAAAUCUGAACACUGAUGAGUUCCGCUUCUGUUGCCUGGCACCUCACGUGGUCGAGUGUUACCCUAAACCGGAUGAAUUCUCGUCGUGCGAAGAUCUUAUGUCAAACACGGUUUUAAGAGUCUGCAUCUGGUUCCUCGGAGUGCUGGCUUUAGCUGGAAACACACUGGUUAUCAUUUGGAGGUCUCUUUACAGAAUUAACAACAAGGUACAUUCAUUCCUGAUUACUAACUUGGCAAUAGGAGACUUAUUUAUGGGAAUUUACUUGCUCAUUAUUGCUACUGUAGACACUUACUACCGAGGUGUUUACUUUAUCUACGAUAGCUACUGGAAACACAGUCCUCUCUGCCAAUUCGCUGGUUUCCUUUCCACUCUGUCUAGUGAGCUUUCUGUUUUGACCUUAACCAUUAUCACUCUUGACCGUUUCAUGUGUAUAAUAUUUCCGUUUCGCCUGAAGCGUUUGAAUAUGAAACAGAUGUCUUUGAUCAUGGGUGCUGUAUGGGCAGUGGUAGUUCUUCUGGCUGGAAUACCUUUGUUGGACAUCAACUACUUUUCCAAUUUCUACGGUCGUUCAGGAGUAUGCUUAGCGCUACAUAUUACACCAGAAAGGUCACAUGGCUGGGAAUAUUCCGUGUCUAUAUUUUUGGCUCUCAAUUUCGUUUCAUUUGCUGUCAUAACAUUAGCCUAUACCUGGAUGUUUGGUGUAGCCAAGAAAACUCAGACCGCUGUCCGCUCCAGAGACUCAAGAGCUGAAGCUACUAUGGCCAGAAGGAUGACUGUUAUCGUGACUACUGACUUCUGUUGUUGGAUGCCAAUAAUUCUACUUGGAGUAGCAUCGCUCAGUGGUGCAACUAUACCUCCUCAAGUGUUUGCGUGGGUUGCUGUUUUUGUGCUUCCUCUGAACGCUGCUAUCAACCCUUUGUUGUAUACCCUGUCAACAGCUCCUUUCCUUAGUCCAGCUCGAAGCAGAGUAUCCAGGUUCCGAUUUUCUCUUAUUAACUCAAUGAAUGGUGAUUCUCAGAAAUCCAUCAUUGGUGAGCGUGAUGUUUUAAAUCUGUUCAGUGCAUCUGGUGCACAAAAUGAAAUAUAUGGUUUUACAGUGUCCUUGCCUGAUGUUCCUGCACGGCCUAAUCAUGCUUCUUCCUUACUGGAUAUCAAUGGUGAAGUUGUUCCUUUGCGUGAGCUCGUAUCUACUCGCCAAGAAGAACGAGAAGCGAAACAUCAUCUACGGCGCCAUCUGGCAAUAAAAAGAAACACAAAUGUUCAUAAUCUCAAACCUUCACGGCAAACAUACAACUUGAGAAAGAAGAAAUAUUCUGAUGUGUGA